AUGAGAGUUGGAACUAUAAUAACAGCUGUGUUAUCAUCCUUGGUGAUGGUCAGAGGUGAUGAAUCAAAUGAUUCAUUUCAAUCCAUACAAUUAUAUGUCAAAUCCCUUUCUGAUAAUCAUAUCGAACAAAUUGGAUCAAUUGAAUUCAAUCAAGAUAGAAAGAAAGGUCAAUUCAUUAGUCAAUCAGAUAAAGAUAUAAUAUUAAGUAAGGAUGUUGAUUAUUGUUUUGGUACUAAGGAUUUACUUAAUCAUGAUUGUUUUGGAUAUGUGGUUGGCAAUGAAGAUUCAUUAACGUCCAAGAAUUUCCAUAUUUUCAUAAAUGCAGAACUUAAUAUUGAUUAUAUAUCCGUUAAUCAUGAAAUAAGUGAUAAGACUGAUGUAAUUGUUCAUAAUGUGAUCAAAUCUCCUGUUCCAAAUUUAAAUGCUGAAGCUACUAAACAUCAACCUAAAGGUAAUCAAAAUGCAGGACCUAAAACAGAAAAAGUGAUUCAAACUAAGAAAGUGACGUUUAUAGAUGAAGAUGGUAAUGAAGUUGAAAGAGAAGUUGAAGAAGAAGUUGAAGUUGAAGUUGAUGAAAGAUCAUUUAUUCAAAAGAAUUGGAUGUAUAUUGUUCCUACAUUGUUACUUUUCUUAGUGAUGAGUGGAGAUGAAAAGAAGGAAUAG
Molecule: messenger RNA, 663 nt
Organism: Scheffersomyces coipomensis
Lineage: Eukaryota; Fungi; Ascomycota; Pichiomycetes; Serinales; Debaryomycetaceae
Exons: 1
Coding region: 1-663 (220 amino acids)
Source: RefSeq, a predicted model, not a curated record